AUGGAUCCGAAGGAAGGGAAGCCCUCUGAGGAUGGGACCACUGUCUCCCCAACCACAGAGGAGCCUGAGACACCAGGAAGUGGAGUGUCUGUAGAGGAAGAAACUAAAGACACAGCUGGGAUGAACGCCAAAGAGGGGCCUCCAGAAGGGGCAGACAUGCAAGAACAAGCAUCAGCUGAGGAGGGUGUUUCAGCAGAAUUCCAGGGGGAAGCAAAUGGGUUACCUGAGGUCAAGGUGGAAUCCCACAAGGAGAAUGGUGGGAAUGAAGGAGCCCAGGCUGAACUUGUAAAGGAGGAUGGUAGAAAGGAAGAGGCUACAGUGGCUUCUGAAGAGGUGACUGACAGGAAGGAAGAGUCCGAACCUGAAUCCAAGGAGGCUGAGCAAAAUGAGCAGGCCACACUGGUCUUUGAGAAGCAGAAGGCUGAUGAAAAGGGGGCCGAGCCCCAAUCUGUGGAGAAAGCUGAUGCGAAUGACGGAGACAAGCAUGAACUCGGGGAGGCUGUUGGGGAGGAGGCUGCAGACAAAGGGGCCAACACUGAAUCUCAGGAGCAGGACGACGUGAAAGAUGAGGCCAAGGCUGAGCCCCAAGAGGCUGAUGGAAAAGAGGAGAAUGAAAGUGAUACAAAGGAGUUGGUGGAGCCAGGAGGCAUCUCUGAAGAACAGGCGCAAGACACGGAGAGAGAGUCAGAGGAGGGAGCAGUGGAAACUCCCAGCUCUCCAGAGGAGUGGCCUGAGAGCCCCACUGCAGAGGGCCACGGCCUUAGCCCCGAUGGGGUGGGUCCAGACUUCUCAGCUUCCGGAGAGACCAGUCCUUCAGCCAGCGAGUCUUCACCCAGCGAUGUGCCUCAGAGCCCCACAGAGUCCCCUCCCUCUGAGGAGAAGAAGAAGGAAAGGGCCCCAGAGCGCCGGGUGUCCGCUCCGGCGCGGCCCCGGGGGCCUCGUGCACAGAAUCGCAAAGCCAUCGUGGACAAGUUUGGCGGGGCAGCCUCAGGCCCCACUGCCCUGUUCCGGAACACGAAGGCAGCAGGGGCAGCCAUUGGCGGGGUCAAGAACAUGCUCUUGGAGUGGUGUCGAGCCAUGACGAGAAACUACGAGCACGUAGACAUCCAGAACUUCUCCUCCAGCUGGAGCAGCGGCAUGGCCUUCUGUGCCCUCAUUCACAAGUUCUUCCCUGAUGCCUUUGACUACGCGGCACUGGACCCCACGAAGCGCAGGCACAACUUUACCCUGGCCUUCUCCACCGCAGAGAAACUAGCUGACUGUGCCCAACUGCUGGAAGUGGAUGACAUGGUCAGGCUAGCAGUGCCCGACUCCAAGUGCGUCUAUACCUACAUCCAGGAGCUAUACCGCAGCCUCGUGCAGAAAGGGCUGGUGAAGACCAAGAAGAAGUGAGCUGACUGGUCGGGGCGGGGGUGGGAGGGGGGAAUGCAGAGGCGGACAGAGCCCAGCAGAGAGCAGUGGCCCUGGGCUGGCUUCUGUUCCAUGCAGCAGCAGAGCCAGGUUGCGGGAGGGGACAGGUGGCACCAGCUUCAGUGGCAUUAAAAGUAGUUUUGUAAACCCUUGUGUCACUUCACAGUGCUAUCCCCACCAUGACACACAGUGAUCAAUAGGUGGUGGCCAAAGAUCAAAGUGGAGCCUACAUUUCAAUCCAUGUACUCACACUCAAGUCACACUGCCUCUGGUGGGGGGGGGGACCCCAGGACAGGGAAGAAGAUUCUGAGUGAGGUAGUUUUUUGUUUGUUUGCUGGCUUGGUUUGGUGCCGUUCCUGUGGCUGAACCUCAGGGCCUUG
Dipodomys ordii (Ord's kangaroo rat) is the source of this 1790-nucleotide messenger RNA. RefSeq names its product smoothelin-like 1 (gene Smtnl1). Gene Ontology annotation, molecular function: protein binding. Lineage: Eukaryota; Metazoa; Chordata; Mammalia; Rodentia; Heteromyidae. The transcript has 7 exons. Gene Ontology annotation, cellular component: microtubule organizing center; filamentous actin. Gene Ontology annotation, biological process: actin cytoskeleton organization. Bases 1 to 1392 code for a protein of 463 amino acids. The record is from RefSeq and is a predicted model, not a curated record.